Molecule: messenger RNA, 4521 nt
Organism: Megachile rotundata (alfalfa leafcutting bee)
Lineage: Eukaryota; Metazoa; Arthropoda; Insecta; Hymenoptera; Megachilidae
Cellular component (GO): plasma membrane
Molecular function (GO): protein binding
Source: RefSeq, a predicted model, not a curated record
GCCAGUUGCGAGGCGCGCGCGCUACCGAACACGCUUUCGUUACUCGCGCCAUUCUUCCACAUCGGUCACGCGAUAUUUUAUAAUCUGAGGUGAACCGACGCUUCUCGACUCGACGCGUUUUGUACUUCGAUUACGAUACAACGAAUUUGAAUAUCGACGGGAUUGCAGCGUUCCGAAUGAAUGCAACCCGUUGGAGAUGAGAUGGAUCGUCGAGGACGUCUUGAUGAGUAGCAAGAACGUUUCGCCGCGGAAUUCCGCGCAAAAAGUGUGGAACAAGCUAAAGAUGAACAGUGGGGAUUCGAGGGGCGUCGCGGUUCACCCUCGACACGAUUAAAUAAUCCGUGUGGUGAUUCGCGAGCUAUGACGUUGUGCCGAGUGUUUUUGUGACGUGUUUUCGAUAAGCGGAGUAUCUGUCGCCGAGAUCGUCGCAGAGUGUUCAUGUUCCUGAAUCCCUCGAUCAGUGCGCGAGAUCAGUGAUCGUGUAGUUGCGUGUGAGAAGCGAUCGAAGCAAAGUGUCCUCGAAGAAGUGUGUCCUCGGCAUGAAGGGGAGUGUUGUAUGUUCCUGCGUGUAUUCCUGAUCGAGGUAGAUCGAGUGAUCCGAAACUAUCGAGCCGUUUCUCGAGUGUCGAUAGCGUUUGCAACGCGGAGGAAGCAAGCAAGCCCAGAAAGUGUCCUCUCGACCGGAGGAGAGUGCAAGUACUCGGCAUGAAGGACACGCACUGGCCGGUUUUCAUCUGCGUUCUCAUGGCGACGACGGUGCUUUCUUGUCGACAGAGCGAAUUUCAAUGCGGCAACGGCCGCUGCAUCGCCCUGAACAAGCUCUGCAACGUGGACGACGACUGCGGCGACGGCAGCGAUGAACCUCGUCAGUGCUCUCCUUGCAACAAGACGUACUACGGCGACGUGGGGAAAACUUACGACCUGGAGCUUCAUCGACCAAAGGAGGAUAAGGUGCCUUACAUUUGCAAGCUCACCUUCAGCGCACCUGGCGGCGAUUUGGGAGAUAUUGUUCAGUUGACGUUCGACAGCUUCACCCUCGGGAAAUUCGUGUCGUUCACGGUGGAAGGAUGUCCGGACGGCUCGCUGCAAAUUUCGGAGGCCCAACGACCGGACGUUGGCGGCCUCUGGUGCGGGACGUCCUGGGGACCCGCGAUUUACUACAGCGAGACACCAACCGUCUCCAUCACGCUGAAGCUGCUGAGACUCAGCAAGGAUCAGACGGGAUUCAAUUUCGACUUCAGGAUGGCGUAUAAGAUGAUCAGAAAAUCUGACGCCGUGGUGCGCUACGGGAAUCCCUUCGUUGGAAUAACGCAAGCAACAGGAACGCCCUCGUCAACAGAGCCAACAUCGUCGUCAACGUCAGCGUCCUCGUCGAGCGACUACGCGAACAGCUCCAUGGCUAUUCCAGCGCAGAUGGUGGAACAGCCAUCAACGACCCCGAAACCGAGCACCGAGCAAUACCUUGGAGACCUGAUAUCCGGUACCUACUGCUCUCGCAUAUUCAGCGACUGCGACCGGAAGAACUGCCGGCUACAGUCGCCGAACUUUCCCGGCCUGUACCCGCGCAAUCUCACCUGCUACUACGCGGUGAGGCAGCACGAUGUGCCACCAGGAAAACACGCCUUAAUUUCGGUGAAACAACCUCGGGGUCAAUUGGUAGCCAUUAGGGCGCGGGCAGCGGACACCCAGGCGGAAUCAUCGCCCCGUAAACUUCGUCUGUGGAAGGACUGCGACAACGUCCAGGAUUACGUGACCGUUUACGACGGCUACACCACCAGGGACCCGGUGAUCCUGAAGUUCUGCGGAGGAGGAGAACCGGUGCCAGAGGCGACCAGCAGCGGCACGGAGAUCCUCGUCGAGUUCACCACGUCUCCGUACGGCACGUUUUUCCACCCCACACCGCCCCACUCUCUCCACGGCUUUCAAUUAGAAGUGCAAGUGAAAUUCGUGGACGCAGACUCCCCAACGUACGCGAAGAACAAACACUGUGAGUUCUGGCUGCAGGGAAACGGCGGAGGAGUAUUGACAUCACCGCGUCACUCUUUGCCAAGGAACAGCACCUGUUUGUACCAUCUCCGCGGAGCGGGACCGACGCUCCCAAGUCCAACACCGCCCCGACCUCUGCCAAAGUUUCCGGAGCAGAGGCCAGGAACGGUAUGGCGGAGGCCAGCACCGAGACCCGUGCAGCCACAGUUUCGCGUUUGGUUGUCCAUCCUCAAGUUUCACGUGGGCACCAGCUUGUCCAGCGGCGACGAAGACUGCUCGACCACCCUGAUAAUCUGGGACGGCGAGAUGAUGCCGCUGUCCGAGUGCAACGACCCACUCUGCGAAAAAGAACACCAGCGGCACGCGGACAGGUCGGCGGAGCCCUCUCAUCCUCUCGCGGCUCGUCCAGCAGGCAACACGACACUCCUCGCUCGCUACUGCAAGGACAAAGUGCCGAGGACAUGCGACCACGCGAUCCUGCAAAACACGGGUCGUCCCUGUUCUCUGGGAGAGAGCUUCGUUUCCAGGGGAAGCAGCCUGACCAUCGAGAUGCGGAUGGUCGAGUCGACGGCUCUCAGGCCGGUCGAUUUUCGAGCGCUGUACGAGUUCGUCGAUCUUCAUCAGGACGGCGAUCCUUACGGAAAUGGACCGUGCUCGAGGAUCUUCUACAGCCGUAAUCGGGAUCAUUACCCCGAUCGCAGAUUCCAGGCGCCUCGCGACAUUUUCCUUUAUGGACGUGGAGGUGCGAAAAAUAUGAGCUGCGUGUACCGAUUCGAGGGCGAGCACGACGAAAUCGUGAAGCUGAGAUUCAACAAAUUGCUGAACGGAAACCGAACUUGCCGCAGCGUCUCCAAUUCGGACUUCAAUCGAUUACUAUGCGUUGGCACCGAUAAUUUCUCCGUCAAGGUGCUCGAUCUUCCAUGGCCGAACGCUCCUCCGGUUCAACGGGACUGUCUUUGUUCGAACCGAUCGCUGCCAAUGAACAUUAAAUCCACGUCGAACAUCGUCGAGUUGCAUUUCACGGUGCUGUCCAUGGACGCGUUGGACGACUACAAUAACCUCUUCUUCGAGGGAGUCUGGGACUUCGUGAAGACCACUCCUUGCUUACAGAAGCGCAGAGUCAGAGGACCUUCCGGAGAAAUUAAAUACAAGGCACCGAUCACCGACGAGGAUGAGAAAAAUUGCGAGAAGCAUCCCUGGUUGAUCGACCCGGGACCCAACCAGUACCUGUACGUGAAGAUGCACGGCACGAUAAUGUCGAACGGCAGCAAGUGCGCGACGAAGAACCGUAUCGUGGUGCACACAGGCGGCGCGAUCCACGUGUCCGUGUGUCCGAAGCCACCGGUAGAAUCCCGUCACCACGUGGUGGAGGUGUUCAGCGACGGCUGGGCCGUCAGCAGCAACGCCAUGAUCCUCGCACCGAGCCAGGACCCAGUGAGAACCAUCGUCGUGGAGUUCCUCGUGAAGGAGCCCGACACGUACACGGUCACCUGGCUAGAGCUCACCAGAAGGCCAUCGGUGACUUCGUCGGCGGGCCUGCAAAUGGCUCGGGACUGCGAUCAGCGGUGUCCGGAGUUGGAUGCUUGCAUAAACGCGUCCCUAUGGUGCGACGGUAUCACCCACUGCCCGUCGGGCUACGACGAAGCCUUGACCCACUGUUCCAUGCUACUGCAACUACCUCCCCUGCACCUGGGACUCGGUCUGCUCGCGAUCCUCACGAUCCUGGCCGUGAUCUGCUUCGUGAUCUGGCGCAUCUGCAGACAGCGGGCCAACCGGUCGAUAUCGCAGCACAGACUGAAGAGCAUCUCCUCGGAAACGGCCAUCAUAGACGGCAAGGAAGUGAUCUGCUGACACAGCGACAGUUCUGUGCGUUACGUCGAGGUCGACCGCGUGACCACCGUGUGACGAUCGCCCUUGGCCACGCUCGUUCGUCGUCGCGAAUUCAUCUGCCUGAUAUCCUCCUGAACGGGACACUCCCGACGACAUUCGCUUCCACGUAACGCGCAGAACUGUUCCUCCGUAACGAUGCUUCGCUCGAGACGUAGAUUAUAACCGACUCCGCUCGACGACUCGGACUAUGUUCUUCGCCGAAAAGGUUUCCAUUUUGUAGCUUCCGGUCCCUAGCACUCUCACGGAUCUCUUCCGGCUUCCUCCGCGGCUUACCGCCUCUUUUGCUCCCUGGAGCAGCUUCACCCGCUAGAUCCACGAGCGUUUUAGGUUUCGAAGAGUCGCCGAAAUCGAAUUGCUUUAAAGAGGACAAUAAUAAAAAAAAUCCUAGGUACCUUUCGCUGGUAGUAUAACGUAGCGGCAACCUCAGACGAGUCUUUCACCGCUGGCGUUUAAAACUGCAAUAAAUUCUUCGAUUACGAAGGACGGAAUCCGAGUCGUCGAGCGGGGAACAAGCUGUUAGUAGUUUGAAUGGCCAAGAAGCCAGUCGACAGCACGAUUUUAAGUUCACUCUCAACACCGCUCUCUUCCCUCGUGGCGAACCGCGCGGUCUGUAAAAAUAAUCGCGCCGGAAACCUUCGGUGAAAG